Suncus etruscus (white-toothed pygmy shrew) is the source of this 4154-nucleotide messenger RNA. It is a transcript of the gene CSNK2A1, whose product is annotated as casein kinase 2 alpha 1. Gene Ontology annotation, molecular function: protein serine/threonine kinase activity; ATP binding. Lineage: Eukaryota; Metazoa; Chordata; Mammalia; Eulipotyphla; Soricidae. Gene Ontology annotation, biological process: protein phosphorylation. The record is from RefSeq and is a predicted model, not a curated record. The transcript has 13 exons. Gene Ontology annotation, cellular component: nucleus; cytosol; protein kinase CK2 complex. The coding region runs from base 234 to 1409 and encodes 391 amino acids.
GCAGCGGCGGCCGCAGCCUCGCUCUGGUUCCUGCGGAGCCGUGUGUCUCCUCGGCCGCCGCCGCGCCGCCAUAUUGUCUGUGUGAGGAGACGGGAGAGCGGCCCGCGCCGCCGCCGCCGCCGCCAAAGUUUGAAGAAAACACCUGAAACAAAGUCUAACCCAGCUGCCUCUCAACACGGUGACUGCCAGAUCUCCAAACAUCAAGUUUAGCUUUGUCCGCCAACCUGUCUGAUAUGUCGGGACCCGUGCCAAGCAGGGCCAGAGUUUACACAGAUGUUAAUACACACAGACCUCGAGAAUACUGGGAUUACGAGUCUCAUGUGGUGGAAUGGGGAAAUCAAGAUGACUACCAGCUGGUCCGAAAGUUAGGCCGGGGUAAAUACAGUGAAGUAUUUGAAGCCAUCAACAUUACAAAUAAUGAAAAAGUUGUUGUUAAAAUUCUCAAGCCAGUGAAAAAGAAGAAAAUCAAGCGUGAGAUAAAGAUCUUGGAAAAUUUGCGAGGUGGCCCCAACAUCAUUACAUUGGCAGACAUUGUAAAAGACCCUGUGUCACGAACCCCUGCCUUGGUUUUUGAACACGUAAACAACACAGACUUCAAGCAAUUGUACCAGACAUUAACAGACUACGAUAUUCGAUUUUAUAUGUAUGAGAUUCUGAAGGCCUUGGAUUAUUGUCACAGCAUGGGAAUUAUGCACAGAGAUGUGAAACCCCAUAAUGUAAUGAUUGAUCAUGAACACAGAAAGCUACGACUAAUAGACUGGGGUUUGGCUGAAUUUUACCAUCCUGGCCAAGAAUACAAUGUUCGUGUUGCUUCCCGAUACUUCAAAGGUCCUGAACUUCUUGUAGACUAUCAGAUGUAUGAUUAUAGUUUGGAUAUGUGGAGCUUGGGUUGUAUGCUGGCCAGUAUGAUCUUUCGGAAGGAGCCUUUUUUCCAUGGACAUGAUAAUUAUGAUCAGUUGGUGAGGAUAGCCAAAGUUCUGGGGACAGAAGAUUUAUAUGACUAUAUUGACAAAUACAACAUUGAAUUAGAUCCACGUUUCAAUGAUAUUUUGGGCAGGCACUCUCGUAAGCGAUGGGAGCGUUUUGUCCACAGUGAAAACCAGCAUCUUGUCAGCCCAGAGGCCUUGGAUUUCCUGGAUAAGCUGCUACGAUAUGACCAUCAGUCACGGCUCACUGCAAGAGAGGCCAUGGAGCACCCCUAUUUCUACACUGUCGUGAAGGAUCAGGCUCGAAUGGGUUCAUCUAGCAUGGCAGGGGGCAGUACACCAGUCAGCAGCGCCAAUAUGAUGUCAGGGAUUUCUUCAGUGCCAACCCCUUCACCCCUUGGACCUCUGGCAGGCUCACCAGUGAUUGCUGCUGCCAACCCCCUUGGGAUGCCUGUUCCAGCUGCCGCUGGCGCUCAGCAGUAAUGGCCCCUUCUUAUCUCCUGAUGCCUGAGCAGAGGUGGGAGGGAGUCCACUCUCUCCCUGAUGCAGCUUGCGCCUGGUGGAGAGGGGUGAAACACUUCAGAAGCACCGUGUCUGAACCGUUGCUUGUGGAUUUAUAGUAGUUCAGUCAUAAAAAAUUAUAAUAGGCUAAUUAUCUUUUUCCCCUUUUUUUUAAACUCAAACUUUUCAUAACUCAGGGGAAUUCCCUGAAAAAUUAACUUGCAAGUGGAAUAUUUCAUGAACAGUUAUUUUUUUUCCCUCCCUUUCUAAAUUGAGUUCCUUAUCACUAAAAACAAAGAUGAGGCAGCUUCAUUCCUGGCUGUGGUGUUUGGGUGGAGACUCUUUCCCAGGCCCACCAUUGCUCCCCCAUCCAUUCCACAUUCAGAGGGUUUGUUGCUCACGCUCUUCUCCAGAGAUGACAGAACUGGAGCUUCUCGAGAAAGGUGGGAGGGAGAAAAGAAGCAAGGACCCAAUCUCUCAGAGCAGUAAACUGUUAAUUACUUAUCACUGUACUCCAGAAGUGCUUCUGUGGGCUUACCCUGACAAACCUAGUGGGAAUCUGCGUUAGUUACAUUGCAGUGCUGAAAAGCUACCGAAAGGGGUUCUGGAAACGUGUUUAGGUAUGAAUCAUGUUUUAUUGACCUUAGCCCUUACUCCUACUACUCACUGUUGACUUUAGUUUCCAUUUAAAAGUUUGGAAUACUUUUCCUCCCAGGCUUCUUGCUGUGGUCUUCCCCCUCUGAUAUUUCAACAUGCUCUGUAGCUGAUGGGAGGAUGGAAAGAAAAAAAUCUUGUUUUUGACUUGGCCAUUUUGAAUUCAUUUAGUUACUAGGUAUAACUUAUUGCUUUUUCCAAAAGACACAAAUCUACUGUUUGUAAAGAAAGAUCUCAUUCUAGCAACUCUUCUAGGAGACCUAAUGGAGGUGUGGCCACCUUGAUUUCAUUUGCGCUUUCUGCAUAUUUUUCUUCCUGCCUUUCCCUUCCCUCACAUGCCAUUCAGUGAGAAGGCCUGCCCCCUCGGUCCAAUCAGUGUAUCUGAGAGGUGGAAGCAGAUCCACUAUCUCCAGUGAGUCUGAAAUGGUAGACCUGUAAUUGUGGGGAAAUGAUCAACUCUCUUGUUACAAUCCUGCCGCUCUUGCUGUGUGUAUAUAUAUAAUACUUUGUUCUUCAUAUGUGAAAGACCCAGUGUUGGAAUUCUUUGGUGUAAAUAAACGUUUGGUUUUAUUUAUCAAGGUUAGAUUUAAGUUCCCUCUGUAAAGGUCUCGCUGGGUGGGUUUCUCAUGUUCACAUCUGAGGGCCCUACAGCCCUGUACCGUGAGGCUUCCUAAGGCCCCAAUUUUUAUACACCCCCUCGUUCAACCCAUGGUACUUGGCAGGGUAGAGAGGCCUUAAAAGCACCACAAGCCAAAGCGUCUCUGGGGUUUAAGGAUCCUUUGCCAUAAAACUCAUUUUGUGUCUCAGCAGUGCAGGGAUUGGGGGGUGGGGAAAGUCGCCAGUUUUGUGUGUUUGUGUGUAUGUCAAGUGGUUUUCCACUGUAAUCUAACCACCUAAGUUUAUCAGGUGCUUCACUGAGGAAGCCUAGUUUUUUAAGCACAAUAGCAAAACCAUCAGCUCUGUAUUUUCUCCUGUUAUUUCAUUGCAGUAGCUGCUUAGGGGGACUAGAAAAAAAUUCUUCCAAUAUAUUUUGAAAUCUAACACCUUAGUUCCCCAUUCUAACUUUAUAGAUUCACCUGGCGUCAUAAAAAUAAUUGAGGAGUAGAACUUAAUGAUCUGUAACUUCGUAAUCUAUCUUGGCUUUGGUAAUAACUUGUAAGGUCAUGGCUUUCAUGAAUAUAAUGGCAAACUUACGAGGAAGCCUCCUUUAGGGAAAACACUCGGACUUUGUGGCAGAGUGAUUCUUUUUCUUUGUGGCCACUGCUAGUUGGUAUUUAUUAUUAUUAACCCUUUUAUGCUGUGAGGGUUAUGUUGAAUUUGUGCAAAAACUCAAAGCACCGACGUGCCAGAGGUGCAAUUUGUGAUUACAUUUGCACUGGACUGAUUUGAACAAGACACUUACAAUUAACUAAUUAUUUCUUUUAAGGUGGGGAGGAGGGUUUAACUUAACGCUUCCGAUCCCACCAUUGUAGCUCGGAGAAUCUAAGUGGAGCUGGACUGUUGUGGGGAAACACUGCAGACCUUGCAAGAAACUGCAGGUGAAUGCAGAGGACUCUGAAAUGUCACCCAAGAGCCUUUUAAAAUAAAUGGAAAAAUUUUAAAUGCUACUUAAGGAGUCACUGCAGAAGCAUGAUAAAGCAAAAAAUAAAAUAAAAUAAAAUAAAGGAAGAGGGUGGGGACAACCCAUGGGGGGCAAGGGUUUACAGAAUUAACAACUUCUGUGUUGUAAAUUACCUCAUCUGUAUACCUUGUAUCGGGACACUAUUUCUCAGCACUACUUGUGUCUGCAUUGAUUAGAUGUCAGGAAUGGGAAUUGUCACUACAAGACAGUUGUAUUGGCAACGACUCAAGAUUUUUAAAGUACUUUUUAACUUUGUUUUAAGUGGGGCACGUCACUUUUUCCCCCCCAAGUUUUAAGUCAGACAUCCUCCCUUCUCUCCACCCCACCUCCCUGAUUUAUUGGUUGUAAUUGUAUUGUAACUGGUAUAACUAAAACGUUUAACUGUGCUGGGAAGAAGUUGUGCCAUGAAGGUCUUUAAUUUUUUUUUAAUAAAAACAUUUAAACAAAUAAAA